AUGAACUCCCAAAUACUGGCAAACCGGUUCCUCCAGAGCAAGCGUUCCCGCCUCCUCGUAGCAUUCAUUGUCCUCGUUCUGAUUCUAGCCAUCGUCAUCCCUCCAGCAGUGGUCAUCCCACUCCGAGACAAAAGCAUGGGCCCGAAGUCAAAAGUGUUUGUCCCUCUCUAUGUGUAUCCUGCUCCCGGCGCGUGGACUCCGUUGGAGAAUGUAGUCGCCACACAUCCGAGCAUUAACUUUACCGUUGUGAUUAAUCCCGGCAAUGGACCGGGUCCCAAUGCCCUGCCGGAUGCAAAUUACACGCGCGAGAUUCCCCGAAUUGCUUCCUAUGAUAAUGUGCGGCUUCUGGGAUACGUUCCCAUUACUUAUACCAAUCGUGAUAUUGCACUUGUGCGCAGAGAUGUUGAGACGUAUGCUGGGUGGCCAGUUAACGGUUCCAAUCCUGACCUCACGGUCCAAGGUAUAUUCUUUGAUGAGACGCCGCAGGAAUACGAUGACCGUGCUUUGGGUUAUUUGCAGGAACUCACGGACUUAGUAAAGAGGAGUUCGGGGUUGGGUCCCGAUAAAUAUGUAUUCCACAACCCCGGCGUCGUUCCAGACUACCGCUACAUAUCGACAGCCGAUUCCACCGUAGUCUUCGAAGCAACAUAUGAUACCUUCCAAGAGCGCCGCAAAGCGAAAGUAUUUAAAACCCUCUCGGACGACAAUCGUGGCCAGUUAUGUGCGGUAAUUCAUUCCGUACCAGAUAGCGUGCAAGGCUCCAAAUUGCGCAGUCUGGUAAAGAAGGCCCGGAAGGUUGCUGAGGAGGUCUAUAUUACGCAUUUGAGGGUAGAUUACUAUGCGGGUUUCGGGCACAGUUGGGGUGAUUUUGUGGAUUUGAUGGCAGCUUGA
Molecule: messenger RNA, 891 nt
Organism: Aspergillus chevalieri
Lineage: Eukaryota; Fungi; Ascomycota; Eurotiomycetes; Eurotiales; Aspergillaceae
Product: spherulation-specific family 4 protein
Exons: 3
Coding region: 1-891 (296 amino acids)
Source: RefSeq, a predicted model, not a curated record